Poeciliopsis prolifica (blackstripe livebearer) is the source of this 673-nucleotide messenger RNA. RefSeq names its product RNA polymerase I subunit H (gene polr1h). The transcript has 5 exons. Lineage: Eukaryota; Metazoa; Chordata; Actinopteri; Cyprinodontiformes; Poeciliidae. The record is from RefSeq and is a predicted model, not a curated record. Gene Ontology annotation, biological process: termination of RNA polymerase I transcription; DNA-templated transcription. Gene Ontology annotation, cellular component: RNA polymerase I complex. The coding region runs from base 134 to 490 and encodes 118 amino acids. Gene Ontology annotation, molecular function: nucleic acid binding; DNA-directed RNA polymerase activity; zinc ion binding.
UACAAGACCUCUUUUAAACGCCGAAGAAGAAGACGUCUGGCAUGUGAAAACAGAAACUUGUGAUUGUUCGUGGCUCCUGAGUGUAAAAGAUUCCUGGAAACAGCCACUUCGCAUUACCUUUCCAAAGAAAGACAUGUCUUGUUCUGCUGGUGACCCAAACUUCUGUCAAGAAUGCGGGAAUGUUCUCCCGCUCCCCGGAAUAUCUGACACAGUCCGAUGCCCUCGAUGCUCCUUCAGCAUCCCUGUUACAGACUUCUCUGGCCUGGAAGUCUGUUCAGCUGUGGUGUUUAACCCUGAGCAGCAGUCAUUAGUGGCUCUGAAAGAUGAUAAUGGCUCGGAGCUGAAGGGACCUGUGAUUGACAGACGAUGUGUUCGAUGCAAUAAAGAAGGGAUGAUUUACCACACCAGGCAGAUGAGAUCUGCAGAUGAAGGACAGACAGUGUUCUUCACCUGCAUAAACUGCAGGUAUCAAGAGAAGGAAGACUCCUGACAGAAAUAUUCCAAGUGUCUACAAGCAAAUCUAUUUACUAGAAAACACUGCUGUCAGAUCCAAGUUAUGCUCUGUAUCUGGAAUCUCACUUCAGAGUCAGGAUUGUUGUGAACCAGACUCAACAAACUACUUUUCAUGUAUGACUUAUUUGUGUUGGAAAUAAAGUUUACAGUUAAACAUUCA